Messenger RNA from Malaya genurostris, 582 nucleotides. RefSeq lists its product as uncharacterized. The annotation marks the transcript as partial. The record is from RefSeq and is a predicted model, not a curated record. The transcript has a single exon. Lineage: Eukaryota; Metazoa; Arthropoda; Insecta; Diptera; Culicidae.
UCGUCUUCGUCUUCGUCUUCGUCUUCGUCUUCGUCUUCGUCUUCGUCUUCGUCUUCGUCUUCGUCUUCGUCUUCGUCUUCGUCUUCGUCUUCGUCUUCGUCUUCGUCUUCGUCUUCGUCUUCGUCUUCGUCUUCGUCUUCGUCUUCGUCUUCGUCUUCGUCUUCGUCUUCGUCUUCGUCUUCGUCUUCGUCUUCGUCUUCGUCUUCGUCUUCGUCUUCGUCUUCGUCUUCGUCUUCGUCUUCGUCUUCGUCUUCGUCUUCGUCUUCGUCUUCGUCUUCGUCUUCGUCUUCGUCUUCGUCUUCGUCUUCGUCUUCGUCUUCGUCUUCGUCUUCGUCUUCGUCUUCGUCUUCGUCUUCGUCUUCGUCUUCGUCUUCGUCUUCGUCUUCGUCUUCGUCUUCGUCUUCGUCUUCGUCUUCGUCUUCGUCUUCGUCUUCGUCUUCGUCUUCGUCUUCGUCUUCGUCUUCGUCUUCGUCUUCGUCUUCGUCUUCGUCUUCGUCUUCGUCUUCGUCUUCGUCUUCGUCUUCGUCUUCGUCUUCGUCUUCGUCUUCGUCUUCGUCUUCGUCUUCGUCUUCGUCUUCGUCU